AUGGACGCCAGUGUCAUCCUUCACAAAUACACCCUUGCAGAAGCUCUUCUUCGCAUUGAGAUCUUUACCGAGCCCUUCGAUCUGAUACUGUGGAAGGCAUGGGCAGUCCAGAUGCACGUCCUGCUGAUCUUCAUGGUCCAAGCCCAGUCUGAAGCGGCCAGCGUGGGGAUCAUCCUACCCCUUCCGUGUGAUAUUCCUGUCCUUGCCCAAGUGGAAAUACAUCUUGCAACGGCUCGCACUGUGGAAGCUGGUCGUCGGAUGGUCCCUCAGAUUGCUGACCACCUUUCCGCUGUCAUUCCUCAUAGUUUGACUGUGCGCAUUCUGUAUGAUGACCCCGCUGUCCACGAGGACUUUGGUUUGGGUCACUCACUUCCUGACAUUGGUGCACAGUCAUCCUAUCCCCAUUUCCCUGAAAUCGUGUUCCUUAGUUUUGCUUUAUUGCCAUUAGGAACCUUGCACCUUCAGGUUGAGACAUUGCGCAACGCGACCUGUGAACUGUACAAUGUCAUGCAUGGGAUCACCGGUAGAUGCGAGUUGGCGGAUGGUACUCUGAGGCGGUUGCGGAUCGUAGUUGAGGAGUUAGAAAUAGCAUUCGGGCUCGUAGUGUUCCCUCCUCCGAUAACCAGCUCAGCUGUGGUUCCCACUUUUGUAUAA
Molecule: messenger RNA, 654 nt
Organism: Sparassis crispa
Lineage: Eukaryota; Fungi; Basidiomycota; Agaricomycetes; Polyporales; Sparassidaceae
Exons: 2
Coding region: 1-654 (217 amino acids)
Source: RefSeq, a predicted model, not a curated record